CACCUCCCAGCCCCUCCAACAUGAGUUGAGCGCUGGCUUAUUAAAAACCUCCUUCCAGCAUCGGUGGAGCAACCCCCUAAUUUUCAUCUUAACAUGUGGUGGAUGCUGCUCUCAAAGUGGAUUUGCCUCCUGGCAGGAGCGUCAGCGUGGAUGGAGCUCGGUGGGACAGUUUCAUCCCACAUCACCUACUCCCACGCGGGCAUCUGCCCAAAUGACUUGAACCCCAACAUGUGGGUGGACGCCAUGAGCACCUGCACACGAGAAUGUCAGUCUGAUCAGGAGUGUGAAUCCUUUGAAAAGUGCUGCCAAAACGUCUGCGGGAACCGCAGUUGUGUCGCUGCCCGUUACAUGGAUGAGAAGAAAGGCCCCGUGGGAAUGCCCAAGAAAGCCUCCUGUGCCAGCUUUAUGUGCACGCAGCAGGGGUCUGAGUGUGUCAUCUGGAACAGUCACCCAGUGUGUAAAUGUCGGGACCGCUGUGAGGGGGAGCCACACUUCACCUGCGCCUCAGACGGCAUGACUUACUACAACAAGUGCUACAUGGAUGCUGAGGCGUGCUCUAAAGGCAUCGUGCUGUCUGUUGUAAAGUGUCCUUACCGCCCCACCGAGCCAACCACUCUGCACCCAACCACGGUUCCCAUUCAGCUCACCAUCCCACCCCCGACAGAACCUCAGCCCCCUGUCAUGGUCAGCGGCCCCUCUCACCAGACUGUAAAUGCGGGUAACACUGCCAGCUUCCUGUGUGACGUUAUGGGUCGACCCCAUCCUGAGAUAACCUGGGAGAAGCAGCUGCCUGGUGGGGUAGAGAGGGUAGUCGUGAGGCCCAAUCAAGUGCAAGGGAACAUGGUGGUCACAAAUAUUGGUCAGCUGGUCAUCUACAACGCCCAGCCAAAAGAUUCAGGCAUUUACACCUGCACUGCUCAGAAUCCGUCUGGCUCAGUGACAGCUCACUACCCUCUCACUGUGCUGCAAACAGAGUUGGUUGACACUUCUGGGCCUAAAAACCUGACCCUUUGCUCACCUGAAGAAUGUAUCAAACUCUUGGAUAGCCCAGAGGAUUGUGGGAGUGAUCUGGAGAAAGUUAGUUGGUACUUUGAAUCCAAAAUCAACAACUGCUUAGCCUUAAACCACUGCCAUAGCAGCUUCAAUAACCAGCCACCUGCAAAGGUCUUUGACACAUAUGAGGAUUGCAAACAGUGCUGUGGUCCAGAUCUGUCAGGCCCUUGUGGGCUCCCUGCCUUGCAAGGUCCCUGUAAGGUGUAUGAGCCUCGGUGGGCAUACAGCAGCACUUCCCAGGCGUGUCAGACUUUCAUUUAUGGAGGCUGCGAGGGCAAUGACAACAACUUUAACUCCAAAGAAACCUGUGAGGAGAUGUGCCCCUUCCCAAAGAAUCACCCGUGCAAAGCCUGCAAGCCAAGAGGCAAGAUGGUGACGAGCUUCUGCCAGAGUGACUUUGUCAUCCUGGGCCACAUGUCAGAGCUCACGAAGGAGGGGGACUCGGGGCACGCCCUUGUGACUGUAGAAGAGAUCCUCAAAGAUGAGAAGAUGGGUCUGCGCUUCUUUGGAAAGGAUCCUCUAGAGGUCACGUUUCUCAACAUGGAUUGGAGCUGCCCGUGUCCGAACAUCACCAGCGCAGCUGCGGAGGGUCAGGUCAUCAUUAUGGGCUACGCCAACAACGGCAUGGCUGUCCUUCAGCCUGAGAGCUAUGUGGGUACUUCCAGUCCUCGACGGGUACGAAAACUGAAAGAGCUCAUUUCUAAGAACACCUGUGACCUUCUGAAAAUGAUCACCAACAGCCAACAGUAGGGUUUAGGGUCGGAAACUAUAGAUGUGACAGUGCAAUGAUCCUCAUCGGUAUAUCAAUUAAAUGGUUAAUGAUUCAAUUACUUAAUGCGGAAACUAAAACAUUGAUCCACAUCGUCAUCAUAUGCCCAAUGUCAUUUAAUUUCAUAUGCACAUCUAACACAAUCAUUUGUCUUAGAUGUGCAUACAAUAUCGGUUGUAUCUAUCAGACUUGGGAAUUGAAUUGAA
Messenger RNA from Austrofundulus limnaeus, 2028 nucleotides. Its product is annotated as WAP, Kazal, immunoglobulin, Kunitz and NTR domain-containing protein 2. NCBI's taxonomy places the organism in Eukaryota, Metazoa, Chordata, Actinopteri, Cyprinodontiformes, Rivulidae. Gene Ontology annotation, cellular component: extracellular region. Gene Ontology annotation, biological process: transforming growth factor beta receptor signaling pathway. The coding region runs from base 94 to 1803 and encodes 569 amino acids. The record is from RefSeq and is a predicted model, not a curated record. Gene Ontology annotation, molecular function: transforming growth factor beta binding; receptor antagonist activity; serine-type endopeptidase inhibitor activity. The transcript is spliced from 3 exons.